This is a messenger RNA of Halteromyces radiatus, 1456 nucleotides long. RefSeq lists its product as uncharacterized. The transcript has 4 exons. Bases 14 to 1402 code for a protein of 462 amino acids. The record is from RefSeq and is a predicted model, not a curated record. Lineage: Eukaryota; Fungi; Mucoromycota; Mucoromycetes; Mucorales; Cunninghamellaceae.
AAUAGAAGAUAUAAUGGGACUUGGUGAAAAAGUAGAUUAUCGUAUAUCUAUGCUAGUAGUACUAUGCAAGGAUUGUAAUCAAGAUGUUGGUUUAUAUCCUGCUCGCCAUCAAUGUCAAGUCGAACGACCUCCUUUACCACCACUUCCACCUAUAACAAUAACGUCAGAAAAGUCAGAUCCACCUAUCACAACAUCUUUAUUACGUAAAACCUCAUCUCCUGCCCUUUUAAGAAAACAAUCAGCUCGUGAACCAACAACUUUGAAGGACACAAACACUAUCACUAGAGCCAACUCUACUAUAACAACAUGGUCAUCACGAUUUGGAAGACAGCGAUCAACUAAAAGCAACAAUAAUAAAGAAAAUAGCCCUUUAAGUGAAACCUCUCUGAAUGACGAUCAGAAGGAAGAAGAUACAACAAGUUAUUUAGACCAUUACUAUGCCCAACUACCUGAAACGGAUGAACAACAACCAAAAACAACAGGACUUAAGAAAAAGUGGGGUGGCUCAGUAAGGCAAAAUGAAAAAUGGAAACAGCUUGUGGAUAAAAGUGAGAAAGAGAAACAGUCUAGUCCAAAGCUAUGGAAGAAAUUAGUUCAAGCAACACAAAACAUGGCUUCACAAGACGAUCAAGGGCCAGAAUCAGACGAAUCAGAUUGGGAAGGCGAAUCACAUGUAUCACGGAUAUUACGCGAAUAUUAUGAAAAAAAGCAAGUCAAACUACCUCCAUGGUUACUGGAUGAUCGCACACCUCUGGCCAAAACAACGGUAUUGGAUGAAGAACCUCUUUUACAACGACAAAGGUCAUCAUCUUCACGAGGACGUUUAUGGGAACAAUCAACAACUAAAGAAGAACCAUCAGCACGCGAAUUGGAACGACAAGCAUUUCGACAAGAACAUCGACAAGUCCUGAUGAAUAAUAACGAUAAUGAUCAUAGCGACAUGGAUGAUGACAGAAGGAGAUACAAAGAUUUACCAUCGACUGAUGACGAACACCAAUCUAUCCAUCGAAAAAGCAAAAGAUUGGAACGAAUGAAAUCAGCAAGACGGUUUGUAGAAGAGCAAUAUGAAGAAUAUGAUGAUAAUGAUCAACAUGGACCCAACCCAUCUUCAUCCAUUCGACGACAGCAUACAGUAGGACAGAAUAGGAUGGAUCAAGUUCUUUUAGUACAACAAGCACGUCAUGCCGCAAUAUCAAGAUCAAGAAGUGAUCGGGCCAUUCGAAAUAUUUAUCAAGAUCGUAAACAAAUGGAAUCAACUGCUAUUGAAAUCACUCCUUCUAACUAUCGAUCUUUUAUGUCAUCAUCCAAUGAAAACAAAUCGCUGGUCGAUUCUCUUUCAUCCAAACAACAACGUCCCAAACAACGUUAUUUGAGUCAACGACAAGGACUUGAUUAUUUUUAGAUUAGAAUUAUUUAGUUUUAUUCUUCAAUUCUGAUUAAUAAAUCACCCUCUUUU